CGGAACGUGUUGGGCGGCCGACCUCACCCCCUCACCCCUUCCCCGCCGGCCUCCCGAGUCGCCAUUGCCCUCGCUCCCCACCCUACUGCGCCACCAACCCCGCCCCGCGCUCCGCUACUAAAGCCGAGCCGCACCCACCACCAUCGCCAUGCUCCUCCCCCUCCUCAGAUCCCACCCGCUCCUCCACCACGCCGCGCGCCUGUCCUCCCCGCGCACCCGCCUGCUCCUCCGCCGCGACGCGCUCCCGCUCCAGCCCGCGCGCUCCCCGCCCCACCCGCCGAUCCGCAUGGCAGCCUCCUCCGGCUCCAACGCCAGCUCCCCCGCCCCGUCGCCGCCGCCUGCCGUGGUGCACAAAUCAAAGAUACAAUUUUGCCCUGCUUGUGGAAGCCCGACAAAAUUGGCUGUACCUGAUGGAGAUGAGAAGAUGAGGGCUAUUUGUUCUUCUUGUGGAAGAGUUCACUACGAAAACCCCAAAAUGGUUGUUGGUUGUGUGGUGGAGCAUGAUAAUAAGGUUCUCCUUUGCAGAAGAAAGAUUGAACCGGCUUAUGGUCUUUGGACUCUUCCUGCUGGUUAUUUGGAGGUGGGGGAGUCUGCUGCAGAAGGAGCCUCUAGAGAAACAUUAGAAGAAGCAUGUGCAGAUGUAGAGAUAGUCUCACCUUUUGCUCAGUUGGAUAUUCCGCUGAUUGGCCAAAGUUACAUUAUUUUCCGAGCAAGAUUGAAGACCCCCAACUUUUCACCUGGACCGGAGUCUCUAGAAUGUGCACUUUUUGCUCUGGAUGAUAUACCAUUUGAAUCUCUAGCAUUUUCUUCGAUCAUUGUCACCUUAAGGAUGUAUACUGAAGAUGUGAAGUCUGGAAGCAUCAAAUUUCACUAUUGCACUAUAAACAAAAGGUUAGGAGCCAGCCCUUCAGAUCUUCGGAGUUUCGAUAUCGAUAACCAUAUAGCUGUGUGAGGUUGAGAGGUCCUAAACCUUUCGUGAUUGAUGAGAAUGAUGCCAGCAUACAACGUGCACAAGGCAACUUAGCGAAAACAAUGACUAUCGAUUCAAGCAGUCUUGAGUUUUGAACCUCCAUUGCAGCCUUGUUUGGCGUCUCGCAGCAGAUUGGAAUAGAUUUCAAGUAGGCGGUGGAUACCCGGAACUGUAUAUUCUUCGCUUCCGUAUAGUUUGUUUUAGCUUGAUUCCGCUUUUGGAUUUCUUGGGAGCGCCAAGAAUUGUGCCAGUAGUGCGGUAAUUCUCGGGUGCAGAGGACUGAAUUAUCCUGCAUGCCAUGGCUGAGAAGCUGCGUCAGCAUCUGGACUCUGCUAUUGUAAUUCCGUGCUUGUUUGCUUAAUUACUCAGGGUUUGCUUGGUUGGCUACCAAAAUUUGCCAUACCAAAAUGUGGGCAUAUCAAAAAAAA
Panicum hallii is the source of this 1398-nucleotide messenger RNA. Its product is annotated as nudix hydrolase 23, chloroplastic. The record is from RefSeq and is a predicted model, not a curated record. The transcript is spliced from 7 exons. NCBI's taxonomy places the organism in Eukaryota, Viridiplantae, Streptophyta, Magnoliopsida, Poales, Poaceae. The coding region runs from base 149 to 952 and encodes 267 amino acids.